UCUGUCUCGUAUACCAAGAUGUCGGGACUUGUUACUAGAAUCCGCAAUGGUAUACCCAAACCUCAUCUACAUGCAGCGGGUACAGAAGAGGUCAAGGGCCAGGAUAUGUGGCUCGAUAACGAUGAUAUCAGUGCUGUAGCCACCGUCUCAAACUGGUAUGCAGCAUCUUCAGCUCAAGCUCUGGGAUUGAGUAUGUGGGAGUCAAUCGCCACUGCUUUGGGAGGACAAAUUCUCAUCGCCAUUGUGAUUGUCUUCAACGGCCGUGCCGGAGCAAAAUACCACAUCGGCUUUCCUGUGUUGAACAGAGCUGCGUUUGGAGUAUUCGGAGCAUGGUGGCCCACAUUCAACCGUGCUGUUAUGGCCAUCGUCUGGAAUGGAGUCAACGGUGUUCAAGGAGGCCAGUGUAUCUACGUGAUGAUACAUGCCCUUACACCAAAGAUUGCAAAUCUCAAGAACAUCAUGGGCGAAGGAUCAGCCAUCGGCUCUGGAGAAUUCAUCGGCUGUGUCAUCUUCUGGCUCGUCACUUGUGCUUUCCUGGUCAUUCCUGUGCCCAAAAUGCGAUCACUCAUCUACGCCAAGCUUUUUGUCUUCAUCGUUUCAGCAAUUUCCAUGUGCGCAUGGACCUUGACAAAAGCAGGUGGUGUUGGAGCUAUCGCACACCAAAGGGGUACCGCGACUGGAUCAGAGAGGACAUGGCUCCUUGUCCGAUUCUUCUUCUUAGGUGCGGCGAACUGUGCGACUUUUGCAUCCAACGCAGCCGAUUUCCAACGUUAUGCUCGAAGGCCUAACGAUGUUAUCUUGGGCAACCUUGCUGGCUUCCCUCUGAGCAACUUCAUUGUCUGUAUCAUUGGUAAUCUUGUUGCAUCAGCAUCGCAAGCAAUCUAUGGCGAAGUCGUCUGGAAUCCUCUUACCUUUCUUGACAUGCUUCAAACAACAGAGUACAGCUCUGUUAAUCGUGCAGGUUGCUUCUUCAUUGCCGCUUGCUUCGGAUACUCAGCAAUCUUCUCAUCAAUCUUCGAGAACUCUCUACCCGCUGGCAACGACAUUGCGGCGCUGUUUCCAAAGUAUCUCACAGUUCGCAAAGGCUUCUUCAUCUGUGCUGCUGUCUCCUUUGUCAUCAAUCCAUGGUAUCUGCUGGGCAGUGCAGGCAUCUUCAUCUCCUUCCUCGCCUCGUACCAGAUCUUCCUGUCUGCAAUUACUGGUGUCCUACUUUGCCACUACUACAUCAUCUCGCGCGGCUACCUCAAAAUCGACGAUCUCUACACAAGCGACAAGCAUGGUGUAUACCACUACUUCCAUGGCUGGAACUGGCGUGCUUAUGUCGCCUACGUGAUCGGCAUCAUACCCAACUUCUACGGCUUUCUUAACAACAUGGGAGUCUCUGCACCUAUGGGUGUCACCAAAUCUUACUACUUUGCUUAUGAGAUUGGGUUGAUCUUGAGUUUCGGAGUCUAUUGGGCUUGUUGCUAUUUCUAUCCUCCCGCGUUGGUCAUGCCUCUGGGAGAAUGGCAUGAGCCCAAGGACUAUGUCAGACCUGAGGAGCGGGCCGAAGUACUUGAGGGUAUGCCGGCAGAGACUUGGGGGGAUAACGUAGAUGGUGUUUCUAAGGUUUUCCAGGAAGAGGUAAAGGAGCUUAGAUGA
Aureobasidium musti is the source of this 1641-nucleotide messenger RNA. NCBI's taxonomy places the organism in Eukaryota, Fungi, Ascomycota, Dothideomycetes, Dothideales, Saccotheciaceae. The record is from the annotation of a GenBank genome assembly.